Molecule: messenger RNA, 3330 nt
Organism: Brachypodium distachyon (stiff brome)
Lineage: Eukaryota; Viridiplantae; Streptophyta; Magnoliopsida; Poales; Poaceae
Exons: 7
Coding region: 371-2908 (845 amino acids)
Source: RefSeq, a predicted model, not a curated record
GGUGAUUUCGGUUUGUUGGAGCGACGAGGAGGAGUGGGGAAAAAGUAAGGGGAGGAGGAGGAGCCGUGCUGCGGAAAGGCGCCGGUUCGUGUGGGCUAGUGGUAAUCAUUCGGUUCGGUUUGCGUAGCAUAGAAUUCGACGAGCGGGCUGCUGAUCUGGAGUUCGGAGUUGGUGUGCAGAUUAUGGUUCGGGCAAAUUUGCAGGUGUUCAAGUUUGUGUAGCUGCUGGUAGUAGGAUUGGAUACACUCAUACUAGUGCUGCCCGCUGUGUCCAUUUUAGCUCAAAAGUGUGCAGCAUAUCCCCGCAAAAGAAAAAUGUAUGUAGCAUAUGGCAGUUAUUCAUUUAGGUGGGGAAUUGAUUCUAUUGCUUGAUGGAUGGGGCGAGUGCUGAGUUACGUACCAAAGACAGCUGGGGACAGGUUGAGAUGGAAUUGGCUCAUUCGAGUAGUUUCAAAUUCUUCAAGAUGAGCACCAAGAUCACCAUAACCUACAAGAGGAAGCAUGGUCUGUCGCACGCCCUGACAGUUGAUAGUGUGAUUCCUGAUCCUCCUCCUGCUUCUAGCAGUGUGGUUACCAGCAGUGAAGCCCCAAAGCACAGGGCGGAUGCCGAUGACAGCAUGUUAAAUGAAGAUGAUUCCGCUACAUCAAUCAAGAACCAGGAUGCCUGCAAGUCAGUGCAACAAAGUGUCAAAGAAAAUACACCCAAGGCAUUUGUGCAUGGAUCAGAGAAAGAACAAGCUAGAUUUCUGUUAUCUGAAUCAUUGCCAUGGAUUCAGCAACCUGAGAUUAGUUGUGCCACCAGCCUCCAAAUAAGAGAGGCAUGUCAGAAUAAAUUACAGUGCACCAAUGAUGCAGAUGAUCCAAUUCUUGCUUCCAGUUCUUUGUGUGAUCUCAGACAAGACGGCGGCACAUCUAGUCAAGCAGAAGAUUCUACCAAUCCUGCUGGAGUAAAUUUUCAUCAAGGGCUGAAAGAUACUGCAAGACCUAGUCAAUGUAAGAGCAGAUUUAGUCCUCUGCUCACCUUCCAUAGGCGUGUUAAAAGGAAAAUUAAUUUGGACGAACCAGCAGAGGAAAUUUAUUCAAAAGAUAUUGGCAAACAGUGCUUAACACUGACAUGCAGCCCAGCAAGUUCGUCCUUUAAUGCUGCGGCCUUGCACAAAGAAACUUGUGGCAACUCUUUGGAUACUGGAGAGACGGUAACUGCAGCAGAAACUAGUACUGGACUAACUGUUCCAGCUGAACAAAAAAGUUCGCAUGUAUUAAAGUCUACGCUACAGCAUACGGUUCUCCCACAGUGUGCUGAAAAUGUAAACCAAUGCUUAAUUCCAGAACGUGAUGGUACACAAGUGUCUGAGUUCACUAGUGUACGAGAUAUCAGUGAGACAGAUGUGAGAAUGGAGGACUCAAGCAAAAUCCCAUCACAUGUUAUUAAAGCACCCGAAGUUGUCGAAGUGAAGGAGAACAGACAUGAUGAUCCAUUGGAAUCUGAGGACUCGACAAAACAUAUUCCAAUAAUUCUUUUGGAUGGUGAUACUGAUGAGAGGGGUAAAGAGCAGGAAAAUCCAGAGGUUCUUGAUCAAAUGGUCAACAAAAGCAGAUUUACUUUAGGGAAGAUCAACCUGAAUUGUGCUGAAUUACCUCAAGAAAGGCUUCUUAAUUUGGAUGACUUGUCAGUGCAAAGGCUCCCAGAUCAGGAUCAUUUUGGUACUGAACGAAAACAAGUCUCUCUACCAAUUGAAAGGUUGUUUUUUACAAAGGAGAAAGAUAGCAUCCAUGGUAAACAACAACAUCAAGAAGGAACCUCAACCAUGCCUACUCUCUACUCAAAUUUCUUUGAUCCUACUCCGUCAUUGAAUGUUGGGAGUUUGAAGGAACCAAGCAGCAUGCCUUCAGAACUUAAAUUCAGAAUAAUGGAUAAGGUUCCUGAGUUCAGUUUAGACCUUAGUUUGGAUAGUUUUGGGGACAGUAAUGUGUCUGCCCUGAGGCACGAUAAGUUGUUUCGUGGAGGCAACUCCAGUGGAUCUGAUUUACUGACAGAAAGACUCGGUACAUACUCCUACAAAAGGCGCCCAGCUCCCUGGUCAGAAGAAGAAUUAGAUUUUCUAUGGAUUGGAGUUAGGAGGUAUGGAAUCAAUAACUGGAAAGCAAUGCUGAGGGAUACACGGCUGCGGUUCUCAAACUCAAGAAUAGCAGAGGAUCUUGCUAAGCAAUGGGAUAAGGAGCAAAAGAAGCUUCUGGGUGUAGAUAUCUUUCAAUCAGUUAGAGCAUCUGCUCUAGGUCCUGCACCAUCUCCACAUAUAUCUGACGAUUAUGUCGGAAGCAGUUCAUGCUCUGGAUGUUCAAAGUCUCCAUUUCUUGCAGCCCAAACUAAGCUUUCCUUGAGUGAUUUGUACCUUCGGAAUUCUCAUGCUUCGGAAAGAGGCCAUCAUCACUUAUCAAGCCUGGGCAGAUUAAACCUUCAUGGAGUUGACAAGGGGCCGAGAAAUUUGUCUCUGGGAGGCUUCCCUACGGCUUCUUCCUCAUAUGGAAGAAGUAGCAGCAGGCGCAGAAAGUCGUCCAAAUUUCACAAGUCAUACUAUGACAGCAGAACACAUCGGUGCCAAGAAGCACCGGAAAGGGUGUCUCGGCUCUUUCCAAUGAACCAACAACUAAUCAACGGCCUUCCACAGUGGCUUACGAAGGAUGUCGAGACCGGUACAAGCCGGCUUAACCCAGGGAUGUGGCCAAGCAUGCCGGCGCCAGGUCAUUCCGCAGCAGAUCCACAUAAUGAUAGUCUGAGAGCUGCUUGCAUGUUCCCUGAUGACACGAAACCAUAUUUUAAAAGUUGGGCUGCUGCUAUUGCAGGGCCGAAUAGCAUCACCGCGAGCGACAAUGGUGCGUCUUCUGAAGAAACCGUAUCAGACAGCUGAGUCCCAGUGUCUACAGCAAGCAGAGCUGAAGCUGCAGACGAACGACACCCAACCCCAGGAUUUCACGGUGCCGAAAACCAUGCUCUUGCCUGCCACAAGGAUUAGCACUCAAUUGAUCUGUAAUAGUGCUAGUUCGUUUAGUUACUCUGAACUUACAAGCUAGCUGAGACAGUGUAUGGUUCUGCUGAUGUACUUGUGCUAAUGAGUGAUCCUUCUGAUUUGGAGAAUUUGGCAGCUCCGCAAUGAUGUACUCUCUCCGUUCAACAAAAGAUGUCUCAAGUUUGUUAAAAUUUAGAUGCAUUUAGACAUGACAUAGUGUAUAGAUGCAUUCAAAUUUAGUCAAAAUUGAGACAUCGUUUGUUGGACGUAGGAAGUAACACAUUUUGUUUUGAUAAGAAACAAGGAUGUAGCACUUCUAUUGA